UAGAAUUAUUAUUAAUUGCCAAAGACAAAACCAACUUAACCGGCCGUGAAAAGGAAAUAGAACAUUGUCUAGAAAAAAUAAACCCGGAUAAUUUGGUGGACGAGUUGGCUAAAAUAAGUUCACCGGAAUUUUUAUCCUAA
Racocetra persica is the source of this 140-nucleotide messenger RNA. The record is from the annotation of a GenBank genome assembly. Lineage: Eukaryota; Fungi; Glomeromycota; Glomeromycetes; Diversisporales; Gigasporaceae.